Messenger RNA from Hibiscus syriacus, 3309 nucleotides. RefSeq names its product receptor-like protein kinase HSL1. The coding region runs from base 93 to 3137 and encodes 1014 amino acids. Gene Ontology annotation, molecular function: protein kinase activity; receptor serine/threonine kinase binding; ATP binding. Lineage: Eukaryota; Viridiplantae; Streptophyta; Magnoliopsida; Malvales; Malvaceae. Gene Ontology annotation, biological process: protein phosphorylation. The record is from RefSeq and is a predicted model, not a curated record. The transcript is spliced from 2 exons.
CCGAGUCUAAACUCCCAAAUAAAAAUUCAGAAAACCAAACCAUUUUUUCCGGGAAAAGAGAUGCAAACCGGAACCAAAAAAAAAAAACCCCAAUGGCUAAAACCCAGUUAACAUCUCUCUUCUUCUUCUUCCUCUUCAUCUCCAUACCCAUCACCGUGAUUCAUUCACAAGCCAUAAACGAUGAACGAGCCAUUCUUCUCAACCUUAAACAACAACUGGGCAAUCCACCGUCCAUUUCUUCGUGGAACUCAUCAUCCUCUCCGUGCGUUUGGCCGGAGAUCUACUGCACUGCCGGUUCAGUAACCGAGCUUCACCUCCGUGAAAAAGACAUCACGGAAAAGAUCCCGCCGUCGAUUUGUGACCUCAAAAACCUCACUUUCCUUGACCUCGCCUGGAACUUCAUCCCUGGGGAAUUUCCGAUAAUGCUUUACAAUUGUUCAAAGCUUCAAGUCUUGGACCUUUCUCAAAACUAUUUCGUCGGUCAAAUUCCUUCUGAUAUUGACCGAUUAUCGUCUUUGAUUUCUCUUGAUAUUAGCGGCAAUAAUUUUUCCGGGAAUAUCCCAAUUAGUAUCGGGAAAUUCCCAGUAUUGCAAAGGCUAUAUAUGCUUCAAAACCUCUUCAAUGGCACAUUUCCUAAGGAAAUUGGUAAUUUGUCGAAUCUUGAAGAACUGGGUAUGGCGUACAAUCCUUUCAUUCCCAUGGAAAUUCCUCGAGAGUUUGGGUUUUUGAAGAAACUGACGUAUUUAUGGAUGAAGGAAACCAAUUUGAUCGGAGAAAUUCCGGAAAGUUUCAAUAAUCUUUCGAGUUUACAGUAUUUUGAUUUGUCUAUAAACAAUUUGGAAGGUCGGGUUCCAAGUGGUUUAUUUUCAUGGGAGAAUUUAACUAUUGUUUAUCUCUUCAAAAAUCAUCUUUCAAAUGAAAUACCCAAAGCUGUUGAUGCUUUGAAUUUGGUUGAAGUUGAUCUUUCCCAGAACAAUUUGACCGGUACAAUUCCAGAAGUCUUCGGGAAGUUACAGUCUUUGCGUUUUCUCAACUUGUUUUCGAAUCAGUUGACCGGAGAGUUGCCAGCGGCGAUCGGUUCAUUGCCUGCGCUGAAAGAUUUCAAGGUUUUUCAGAACAAGUUGACCGGAGUUUUACCGCCGGAGUUCGGGUUUCAUUCGAAGCUUGAAGCGUUCGAGGUGUCGGAGAAUCAAUUCAGCGGCGAUUUGCCGGGAAAUUUAUGCGCCGGCGGUGUUUUACAAGGACUGGUCGCUCAUACAAACAAUCUCGAAGGUGAAAUUCCGAGAUCGCUCGGGGAUUGUCGGAGUUUACGCACUUUUCAACUUCAGAACAACAAGUUUUCCGGCGAGAUUCCUUCGGGUUUAUGGAGAAGCUUCAAUUUGUCGACUUUGAUGUUAAGCAACAACUCGUUUUCCGGCGAAUUACCGAGCCGAGUUGCAUGGAACUUGUCGAGGGUCGAAAUCAGUGACAACAAAUUCUCCGGCGAAAUCCCCGCCGGAAUCUCUUCGUGGUUGAAUUUGGUCGUCUUUAAAGCCAGUAACAAUUUGUUCAACGGCGAAAUCACGAAGGAGAUAACAAAUCUUUCUAAACUGAUCACUUUACUUCUCGACGGCAAUGAAUUAUCCGGCGAACUUCCAUCGGAAAUCAUCUCGUGGGAAUCAUUGAACACAUUGAAUGUCUCCAGGAACAAGCUAUCGGGUCAAAUCCCAGCUGCAAUCGGAUCUUUACCCGAUCUGAUCAACUUGGAUUUAUCCGAAAACCGAUUCACUGGAGAAAUUCCUUCUGGGAUCGGCAAUUUGAGGCCAACUUCACUCAAUUUAUCAUCAAAUCAACUUUCUGGGAAAAUCCCAGAACAGCUUGAUAAUCUUGCAUAUGAAAACAGCUUCUUGCACAAUACCGAUCUCUGCGCCGAUGAUCCGAAAUUAAAGCUUCGAGACUGCAAUUCAAUCUUGAAGCACGAUCGGCCGAAGAAAUCGACACAUCGAUAUGUCACAGUGAUUGUAUCACUUGCAGUUGUUGUUUCCUUCGUUGUGUUUGUAAUGAUUUUCUUCAUUGUUAGAGACUAUAAGAGGAAAAAGAGUUCACAGUCCUUAGAGACAUGGAAGUUGACCUCGUUCCAGAGAUUGAAUUUCAGUGAAUGGAACAUAUUGUCGAAUUUGGUAGACGAUAAUCUAGUCGGAUUUGGAGGCUCGGGGAAAGUUUAUCGGAUUGAGAUCGACCGUUCGGGUGAAUCAGUUGCGGUGAAGAAAAUUGGGAAUCAUAAGAAACUAGAUCACAAGCUUGAGCAAGAGUUUUCGGCGGAAGUCGAAGUACUGGGAAGCAUUCGCCAUCGCAACAUAGUGAAGCUAUUGUGUUGUAUUUCGAGUGAGGAUUCGAAGCUUUUGGUGUACGAGUAUAUGGAGAAUCAGAGCCUUGAUAAAUGGCUUCAUAGGAACAAAGGGUCGUUUUCGAGUCAUCUUGCUGUUCUGGAUUGGCCGAAGAGGUUGAAAAUCGCUGUCGGAGCUGCACAAGGACUGUGUUACAUGCACCAUGAAUGUCCGACACCGAUCAUCCACCGCGACGUGAAGUCGAGCAACAUUUUGUUGGACAUCGAAUUCAAGGCCCAGAUUGCGGAUUUUGGACUCGCAAAAAUACUAGCCAGGCAUGCAAGUUCUCACACAAUGUCCACAGUUGCAGGAUCUUUUGGUUACCUUGCCCCAGAGUAUGCCUAUACGACAAAAGUUGAUACGAAAGUUGAUGUCUAUAGCUUCGGAGUUGUGCUCCUCGAAUUGGUGACCGGAAGAGAAGCGAACAGUGCAAACGAGAACAUGGGCCUAGUGGAAUGGGCACGUCAACACUCGUUAAACGAUCAAUCCAUCAUCGAAAUACUCGAUCCAGAAGUGAAAGAAUCGUCUUGCUUGGAGGAAAUGAUAAUGGUAUGCAAAGUAGGGGUUGUUUGUACACGUCCAUCACCUUCCACAAGGCCUUCAAUGAGGGAAGUUUUGCAUGUUCUCCAAAGCUGGUGUUCGGAGGAUGGUCAGGAAGCCAAGAAAGUGGGAAGCGAAUUUGAUGUCAUGCCACUUCUUGGUGGUGCCGGCGCCACUUACUUUUCGAGCUACAGAUACGACGAAGGUGACAACAAAGUUUACAACGUGUGAUAUACAUUAGCAGACCAUGAGAUCUCCUUCUGCUAAAUGUACAUGGACUGUUAUAGGCUAACCGAACAUGUAUCAAAGAAGUUCUAGAAAAUCAUGGAUACGAGUUAGCAUGGUUUCUUUAUUUGUAACAUUAAAACAUUUCAUAUUUAAUACAUAUUAAAUCACAUGUCAA